Juglans regia (Persian walnut) is the source of this 809-nucleotide messenger RNA. RefSeq names its product LOB domain-containing protein 31-like. Lineage: Eukaryota; Viridiplantae; Streptophyta; Magnoliopsida; Fagales; Juglandaceae. Gene Ontology annotation, cellular component: nucleus. The record is from RefSeq and is a predicted model, not a curated record. The coding region runs from base 18 to 626 and encodes 202 amino acids. The transcript is spliced from 2 exons. Gene Ontology annotation, biological process: hormone-mediated signaling pathway; positive regulation of DNA-templated transcription.
UCGAAAGGGAGAGAGUGAUGAGUGCAAGCAACGGAGGUGGGCCUUGUGGCGCCUGCAAGUUCCUUAGGCGCAAGUGCAUAAACGGAUGCGUGUUUGCGCCCUAUUUUGACUCAGACCAAGGCACAGCUCACUUCGCUGCGGUGCACAAGGUGUUUGGUGCUAGCAAUGCUUCCAAGCUGCUCUUGCGCAUUCCGGCACAUAAGCGGCUCGAUGCCGUCGUUACGCUUUGCUAUGAGGCUGAGUCUAGGAUUAGAGACCCCGUGUAUGGCUGCGUUGGUCACAUCUUUACUCUCCAACAGCAGGUAGUGAAUUUGCAGGCAGAGCUGGCGUUCGUUCAAGCCCGCCUUGCCACAUUGCAUCGCCUUCCUCCGCCGCACUCUCAGAGCCCAUCACCUACAAAUCACCAUUCCUCCUCAGAUUUGGGUUCAACUUCAGACCUGCAAUCUAACUCUAACUCAGCCAUGCAUUUUGAUCCUCUACAUCCACAUCCAAUUCCCACAGAAUUAACAAGUUUUCUCAAUUCAUUGGAUGGAGAUCUGGAGGCUGGGACUGUCCAAGUAUUGGCUCGGGAAAUCAUCUCUAGGUACUUGCCCGGAGUAAGAUUCCGGCCUUCAAGUCCUAAUUAAAUUAAAUCCUAGCUUCUUGCAUGUAUGUAUUAAUGGCGACAUGCAUUUUGGGCAUUUUGGCUGGCAAUGUCUACUGGAAAAUCGUACCUACUUUUUUUCCACAAGUUUUAUUUCAACUUAUAACCACUCCCAUAAUUUCCCAGCCAAAGUAGCUAUCAUUGUCAAUUUUAUGACCAAAAUUUG